AGAGCAAGUAAAGUACUGUAAUGCUUACUAUAGCGCUUGAUGCAACUAGCUGUCCGUAAAGUUCCAAAUCUCCGGAGUUCCCUUGCCAUCCUUUGUGUAGUGAGACUAUAGUUAUACGUUCACUUUGCAUGAUUCAUCCCUUCUAGCUACGGACACGACGAAAUCCUUACAGCCUUGAGCCAGUCAGUGACUUCUUUGCUCGUCUAUCCCUUGCCUGAUACCGGUAAUACAAUAAUAAGUUGACGGUCAUCAAAUCAUGCUGGGCUUCCCUAAUCUGUUGAUGACAGCCAUGAUCAGCUUCAACUCAUCAUCGCACAUGCCAUGACGCAGCAGGAAACGAUCGGCCUACGUGAACCUGACGCCUUAGCUCCUAGCUUCCGAUGGCGACUUCCAUUGCACGGGGCUUUAUUGCGAAGUAUAUCCUAGUAAUCUACUUACUGGCGUUUACCACCGCCAGCGGCUCUGAUAUUGGUAACAUCGGAGCCACCAGGACAACCAAGGCGACCCAGGAUGGCAACGACAACAACGACAUUCGUAUCACCACGCCGCCAGCUGACCUGAGAUCCUGCCCGAACCUCCGCAUUGCCGUUGUCAACGGCGUCCCCUACCACCACGACGUUCUCGCCGGUCUGCUGCACGUCCUGCGUCCCUACGCAGCCCAUACGGACGUCUACAUUAACCGCUACACACGUGCUUCUACAUCUGAUGGCGCCUGGGACCUCCUGAAAUGGUCCAAGUCAAAUUUCCUCCUCCUAACACGAGGCCUGCUGGCCUCCUUAUCACGUAAGCCCACCUUUUACGACUUGGUCAUCCUAGUCAGCCCGGAGUACGAGCUGGAUGCCAACGCGGAACUCCUUCGCCACGUACGAAGACGGUUGACAAUUGCGUUCGUACAUAACAGCGACUGGGACGAGCAGCGGCUUAUUAAUGUCGUCAAGAACGGCAGCACCGACGGCGUUAGGCUUGUGACGCUGUCGCCCCACACGGCUGGCUCCUUGGCAGCAACCCUGGCCGAGAGCCGGCAGCAGCAGCAACCGUCGUACCCGGUAGAUUGGCAGCUGGCAGUGCUGCCGUUCAAGCCGCGGAGCAACUGCCUGGAAGCCAGCGAGGUGGAUUUGCUGGGCCGCUGUCUCCGGGGUUUCUCCAUGCAGGGCAAGUUUUCCAACCUGCGUCGCAACUACAGCGCCAUCUGGGAUCAGCUGCUGGCCCACCGCCGCGAGCUGACCUCGGGCAACGCAGUACACUUGUUCCACCUGAAUCUGCUGGGCAAGGGCCAGGACGGCCGGCUCAACAUGCCAUCGGAGCUAGAGAAGCACGUCAGUCUGCUACGUCGGCUACGUUACACGAGCUUUUACGAAGCUAUUCACCAUACCUUUGCGCUGAUCCCGGCGCUUGCGAGUGAAAAGUACUACACGGUCAAGUUUUCGUCAACGAUUUUGACGUCGUUGGUUUCUGGGACGCCGCUGAUUGCGGAUAAGCGGUUUCUGAGCUCGUACGGCAUGUUUAGUGAGGAUGCUGUAUACUUGCAGCAUGAAGGGGAACAAGAGGUGGAUGUUAUGCUUCGGGUGAUGCUGAAGACGUCCGUACCGGAGUUGUUGGGUGUACGGAAGGCGUUGUUGGGUGUACGGCAACGGCUUAACGAGCGCGCGGCUGCGUUUUACGCGGAAAUCCUCUCAGGGCUGUGCAAGCAGAGUAGCAGCAGCGGUGGUGUAGCGUGACACUCUGACAUGAUGGCAGCAAUGGCUGCAACAGUGAUGGCAGAAGGAGGCUAGCUGGUUACGACUUCGUUGGUAACCGUGCGAGGGCGUGGAAAAGAGGUCACGGACGCACUUGUCCUUGGGUAGCCGGUAUCCACCUACCUGCUUGGUGGAGCCGGACGAUGUUUCGGAACAACUUGAACGUUUUGAGGGUGCACCCUCGUCGCGA
Molecule: messenger RNA, 1926 nt
Organism: Astrephomene gubernaculifera
Lineage: Eukaryota; Viridiplantae; Chlorophyta; Chlorophyceae; Chlamydomonadales; Astrephomenaceae
Source: the annotation of a GenBank genome assembly